AUGGUUAUCAAUACUAAUCCUUCGACCCAGCAACAUACCAUUGUAGUUGUUUGCAUCGUUGCUCCUAUUUUCUCCAGUCUGUUUGCAGCGAUUCGUAUUUGGACCAGAAUCUUCAUUACUCACUCCAUUGGCCGGGAUGACUAUGCUUCUUUGGUUACUUUGCCAUUUUGCAUAGCCUUCAGUGUUCUUGUUGGUUUAGGAACGAAUUAUGGCUUUGGUUGGCACACUGCCGACGUUCCACCUGAUCGUUUUGUUUUCUAUUACAAGUGGCUCUUUAUCAUCUCUGCCGUCUAUCUUUCCACCUUAUGGUUGUACAAAUUUACUAUUCUCCUUCUCUAUCUCCGUCUCUUCGAUGUGCAUAAGCCGUUUAGAUACGUUACCUGGACAGUCAUGUUCCUCGUUUUUGGUUACCUAUCUAGCAAUCUUUUGACUCUGAUAUUCGGCUGCACACCGAUCGACAAAUACUGGAAGUCAAUGACUCCCGGUCACUGCAUCCCCUCGACCAAGGCAGACCUUUUAUAUGGUUCGAUGAACUUCAUCACAGAUGUCCUUAUCUUCAUCUUACCUCUACCAAUGAUCUGGCGAUUGAAGCUAUCUCGGGAAAACAAGCUAGGUGUCAUCCUCAUUUUCAUGGGUGGAGCCAUUGCCUCUGUCGUUGCCCUCGUUCGCUAUGCCUUCCUACUUCGUAGAUACUCCGCGACCGAUAUCAUAUGGUAUGACGGAAAGAACCUGCUCUGGAUGGUCCUCGAGGUCAACACCGGGCUCAUAUGCAGCUGCACCAUCGCUUUCAAACCUUUCUUCAGAUACCUCGCCUCCAACUACAUUUUCAAAAAAUCAUCCCCGGGUUCAGUAUCGCAUCGAAGGACGGCCGUACCCUCCGGGAGACGAAGUCAUACCGGCCCAUUGGCGCCGCAGGACACGGGAGGGAGGGGAUUCAUGGUUCUUGGAGACGAAGAGACUGAGAUGGAUGGAUUCACUGGGGCAUUGGGGGUAGGGCACGAGGUUUAG
Letharia columbiana is the source of this 1008-nucleotide messenger RNA. RefSeq lists its product as uncharacterized. The record is from RefSeq and is a predicted model, not a curated record. Bases 1 to 1008 code for a protein of 335 amino acids. The transcript is spliced from 7 exons. Lineage: Eukaryota; Fungi; Ascomycota; Lecanoromycetes; Lecanorales; Parmeliaceae.